AUGCACCUUCCCCGUACUCACUCACACCGAGCCAGCCAUUCCCCAUCCUCUUGUGCUGCCAUCAACCCACCACGCUCUGCCAUCAACCCACCACGCUCUGCCAUCAACCUGCCACGCUCUGCCAUCAACCUGCCACGCUCUGCCAUCAAGCUGCCACGCUCUGCCAUCAAGCUGCCACGCUCUGCCAUCAACCUGCCACGCUCUGCCAUCAACCUGCCACGCUCUGCCAUCAACCUGCCACGCUCUGCCAUCAACCUGCCACGCUCUGCCAUCAACCUGCCACGCUCUGCCAUCAACCUGCCACGCUCUGCCAUCAACCUGCCACGCUCUGCCAUCAACCUGCCACGCUCUGCCAUCAACCUGCCACGCUCUGCCAUCAACCUGCCACGCUCUGCCAUCAACCUGCCACGCUCUGCCAUCAACCCACCACGCUCUGCCAUCAACCUGCCACGCUCUGCCAUCAACCUGCCACGCUCUGCCAAGUGUUACAUCUGCGACUCUUGGUAA
Closterium sp. NIES-65 is the source of this 507-nucleotide messenger RNA. The record is from the annotation of a GenBank genome assembly. Lineage: Eukaryota; Viridiplantae; Streptophyta; Zygnematophyceae; Desmidiales; Closteriaceae.